GUCACUAGUAAAACAACUUGACUCGAGUUACACGCGCAUACGGUUAGCCAUUUUGGAACGAAUGGUUUGAAAAAAACAAAAAUCACAAACGUUUGCGGGUAGAAGACGUCGUCAAGAUGGCAACAACUAAUCUACCAGCAAUUCAACACCCGCUUUCGAGAAUGGAUGACCCGACAAAUCUAAACGUGAGGGGUUUAUCACGAGACGGCUCGCGUGCAGCUUCCCGGCAAAGUUUGACUUUCGGGCAAGAUAAAUUCAACGCUUUACGCCCCAUAACUGCAGAUCAAGUACCUUGGAGACUUACGCGAUCCUCGAACGGUUUUGGUGGGCAAAAUAGUCCAAGAAAUAAUGGUUUUGCGGCCAUGGGACAAAUUCCAGAAGGUGUCGAAGUCAAGCUAGCUGAAGACCCGAGCAAGCCAAGCAUACCGAUUUUCGGUGAGUGUGUUGACCUUCCUUUUAUCUUUUUUCUAGUUAAGUGGUUUAAUUUAUUGCUCUAGGAUAGAUGCAGCUCGAGUCUUCUUUUCCAGAUGGAUUUUAUCGGUAAAGGGUAUUGUUGUUAGAAACGCAGAACCUAAUUACGUCUUCCAUCCUCACGCUAGCUAUUAACUAGAUCUAUUAACACUAACCUUGCUACUAUUUUCUCAUUAUUUUAUGUAUGUGAAAAUUUGCACUUCAAUAGCUUUUCUAUGACAGUUCACUAUUUUUUUUGAAAAGUGUCUUAUAUACUUAAUAAUCGCGGAUAUUUCUUUGUGUAUGCUUUAUCUAAACUGCCUAGAGACCGCGACAAGCCAUAUGUUUUAUGAUACACUGCAUUGAAAAGGCGAAUGACUAAAUAUAAAUUUUUAAUCUGAGGUUUCUACCGGAUGUUUCUUCCCAAAACAUCUGCUUCAAGCAGCUGAUAUUAGAGACAUUAGCAUUUAUAUCUUUUUGGCGAGCAAACUAAUGUAAACAAAAGCUCUUUUUGCAGACAAUGUUUUAUAUAGUUUGCAUAUAAAAUCAUAUAUUAUUUGUUUACUAAUAACAUUGGUCAAUAGUAAGUUAUUUGUUUUACCUUUUAUGUAUUUAUUUUUAGCUCACAUUUGAUUAUAGUUACAUAGAUAUUUGCGCAUUAUAUAUUUUAAAAUUAUUAUUAUUAUUAUUGAUAAUAUUAUUAUUAUUACAGCUUUGUGUUGAAGUAAAUAGUUUAGGUUACCUCUAAAUUACUAUAAUGAUUGUAUAAUGUUUCCAAAUUUAUCAAUGAGCUUUAAAGCAACUGAAUCGCUGUUGUACAUUCUAGGGAGUCGUGCUGACAUGGCUAGCCGUGCAGAGAGCCGCCUGUCUCGACUAAACAGUGCUGCGUCAUCCUUGCAGGGGCCUGACAAAGCAACAGUUGAUGAGGUAUGUUGUCACUUCUGCCCAACUAUUGCAUUUCACAGGAAAUUUGACUUUCAUUAGUCAAAUCAAAGGGGAUGUACAAGGCUGUGCUCUGAGGAAAAUUGAUGGGAGCCCACUGCUCUGAAACAGUAAAAUCUAGGGUGCCCAGCAUAUGAGUUGUAUGAAAAAUCUGCGAUUUUCUAGUUGCCGGAGGGCAAAAGUUGGGCACCAGGGGCCACCGGGCUCUGCUAGAGCACAGCCCUGAUGUAAAAAAACCCACACUAUUGUUUGAAAAGAGUAGGGAAAGUUUUCUUCGUGUGGUCUACAUUUCACAUGUCAUUCAUAUCGUGGGCUAUGAGUGGGUUACAGUGAGCUCAUAAAUGGACUGAUAGUGGCUGCCCUUGGCGCCCUUGUAUGCUGAUGUCUGUGCUUACUGUUAACAUGUUAUAUGUAAUGUAAAGAGGGUGCAUCUCGUUGUCCUCUAAUGCACGACAUUCCAUUCCACAUAUUUCCAAGAAAAUAGUUAUGUUGACAAGGCAAUGAAUGUUAUGGUUCUGUAGAAAUCAAUUUAAUGAGGCAAGCCUAAGGGAGAACCCCUCUUUCUAAAGAAAUGACUACUGGUAUAUUGAAAACAAAUUAACAUUUGAAAACAAGAUUGUGAAUGAAAGAAGAAGGUGAUUGGCCAUUAUUUUGCAAGUUGCCCGAAACCUCUUUCUCAAGAUGAGGCUGUGUGUGAAGCCUCUGAUAUGAAAAUAUUUUUUCGGUUAUAAUGCUAAUACAUUUCAUUAUGUAAAAGGUUUUAAACUUAGUCUUGGAACUUAGUAAUGGUACAUUGCAAUGAAUUAAUUCUGCACAGGAUACCCAUACUGUUGAUGUCCUGUGUUUGCAUGACUAAUAUGGGCAUCCCACAUUGGUAUGGGCUGGCUCUGUGGCACAUUCUUCUAGUUGUGAGACAGCUCACAUGUCGUCUGACAAAUGUUUGGCCAAAUUGUCAAUUGAUCCUGUAAGACUACCAUAGACAUCAACAUAACCUGGAUGUAAUCAACCCUGUGAAAUGACAAAAUGUUAAAUGGGAUUCAAGUUUUUGACCCAAUCCAGGUUUUGUUAACACAACAGACUAGUAGGAUUGAUUUGGAUUAUAAACAACUUUAAGGGUGGGACAUAAACCAGCUAAAAAUCCUGUCAGCAGCAGACUGUGCUCAUUCCAGCAGGCAAGAUGUGGAUGUCAUUUGUUACUGAGUUAAUUUUUGAAGUCAGGAUGAAGCAAAUAAAAAAAUACACUCUCAGAGAAUAAGGCUGUUAUGGAAGAAAAUGAAUAUUAGGAGCAUGGAUAAAACUGAUAUGAAACCAGGGGUCAAUUUAAUUAAACUUUGACAUGUGACCAGCAUGGCUAUUGUCAAACUCUAUAAAAAAUAGCUACACUUAGAAUUUACACUUGUACAAUAUACACUAAAAUUGGCCCUUGUGGCCUCAUGGGCUAUUGACUCAAAGCCCAUUCAGGCUAGGGGAGUAACUGUUAAAUAUACUAGUAUAAGGUUUUUUUUUUCGCCUCGUUUAUAAACACAAGACUUCUUGAUGUACCCCUUGUACAAUUCUGUUCUUUAAAUUUAGCGACAUUAAGUACAUCCUCAAGCAACUCUAAAAUUUUCCAAGAAAAUUAAUGUCAUUGCACCCCAUUUUUGAUGUACUGUUUAAAACACAAGCAGGCGUGUAUUAUCAGCUUUAAAUACUCGAGGCAUAGCCGAAAGUUUAUAAACGUGAUUACUACUGUGAGUUUUUUGAAUGGCUUCAAAAUCUCUGAUAUAGGUCAACUCAUUCUUGCACUAAUAUUUAGAUUUGGGGUUAUUUUGAUCUAAAUAAUGGCAGAAAGGUUAGCUGUGUCUUUAUCAGAUAUAAAGACACUCAUUAAAAAUUAAUUUCUUUUUUUUUUUUUAAUUGUUAAUGAUUUUUUGAAGUUAUGAAUUAUUAUAGAUGAUUUGUGUUAUGUUGUUACAUACAAUUCCAUACCCUUAAUGAUCUUUAAUAUUUGUUUUUUUUUUUAGAUUGAAUUUCUUUUACGUGAGAAGAUGAAAACUGCAUAUUAUAUAAUAAAGAACACAUUUAAAGAGUUUGACCCAGAAGGGAAAGGAGUUGUUGGCAGGUAUAUGGUCAUAUAUAGCUCUAAUAAAAUGAAUGAAUACUAUCCUGCAGAAUACAUCAGGGCGCUGUUGAAACUUGUACUUGUACAAAUAAAAAAAAGACUAAAAUUAAUAUACAUGCAUACAGGGAGUUCCUUCAUUAUUCCAAAUAAAUUAACAUUUUUAUGUUUUCCUGUUAAACAAUAGGAUAAUUUUAAAUUGUAUCAUGCAGCUGAGAGACUCUUGGAUAUUUUUUUAUUCUAUCAUACAGCUUGGGGUUAUUUGUUUAUGACAUUCACAUUUAUUCCAGCUGCCUGGUUUACACAAUUUUGCUGUAUUACAAGGUGUGAAAAGAGUAAAAAAAGAUGUCCGUAAGGGGAAGUCCUUAAUUGCCUGUUAUUAUUUGUUUUGAAAAUACUACAACAUCUUAAAAGAAGUCCUUUGAAUGUCUGUUAGCUUCAAGCAACUGGAAAGUGGUUUAAAAACUGGAAAACAUGUUCUCUGAACGGUUUUCUGGUGUAUAGAGUUACGUUCAUGCAUACAUAUUAGGGAAAGUUCAUUUAAUAUGACAAGGGGGGGGGAUGAAGAUAUUGAGGGGGGGCUCAGAAAAUUUUUAGACACCGGAAGGGGGGGCUCUGAAAAAAUUGUUGCGCUAGAAGGGGGGGCUCCGAAAAUUUGUAUACUUCAAAACCAACACAUGACAUCAUCAUACAGAUCGGAUGGUUUUCAACUCAACAAUUUAAUGACCUGUGCAACUCAGCUAUAUCACGUGGUUUACAGAUAUAACAAAUGUAGUCUCAGUAAUUAUUACACUCUUGUUCAUCCCAAAAAUGCUUUAGAAAAUUUCAAAAAUUAGAAAUGCUCAAACUUUUUAUAAUAAAACCACAUUGAUUCAACAAGAUUUCAAAAUCUGCUAACGGGAACUAUAAAAACGAUGACUCUGUAACAAGAAAUGUUAAGAAAUGAAGGAGGAGGGGGGGGGGCUCUGAAAUUUUUUCGACUACCAAGGAGGGGGCUCCUAAAAAAUUGAACCGCUAGCGAGGGGGGCUGUUAAAAUUUCAAGCUUCGAGUUUCAAUAUCUUCAUCCCCCCCCCUUGUCAUAUUAAAUGAACUUUCCCUUAUUACUUCUUUUUCCCCCUUUAUCACACAGGGAAACGUUGGCAAGGAUUUUGCAAAAUUUUUUGUCAAGGUCUAUUAGUUUGAGUCAAUUUAACAAGUUAAUGGUUCGGUAAGUUAAAAAGAUCUAAACCUUAAUUAGUCUCUUCCUUUUAUUCCUUAUGAUGAAACAGAUAAACUUUAGUUUUAAAGUCCCUUUGUGCCACGUUGAGCACCUACAUAUAUGCUCUGCGUUAAGACACAUGUUCAAUUUGUACACUCCAUGGUAAUGAAGUUAUACAUCUUAAUUUUGAAGAUCACUUCCUGGAUGAUCACUUCAGCAGUGUCAGAUACAGAAUAUCUAAGGCUAGGUUUGGUGAAGAAUUCUGGUUUUGCCUCGCAUACUACAGAAUCUGUUUUUUUAAAAAAUCAAAGUGUUAUUGCUAUAGCAAUAAAUAUGUGAAACUCUUUCUUUUAGAUUAAAACUCGACCAUAAGAAGAUGAUAUCAUAUGAUGAGUUUUAUGCCUCUUUUAGGCCUCCAAAGGUGAGAUAUAAAGUAAUCCUUUAAUAAUAGAUUAUUAAAUUAUAGGAGUGGAGAAGAGGAUGGGCUGAAAUCUACUGUUGUUUUCACAAAUAUAGUUUAUUUUGUUACGUUUGCAGAGGUUUAAAUGAUGCAGUCAUACCUCCAAUAAAUACCAAAAGCAAAAAAAGAAAUAGUGUGUAAAUGACUGGCAGUCGCUCAUGGAGGUUUUCAAUUCCGAUGGGCUCUUAUCUAAUCUUUAUAUUUGGUCUACGGAUAAAUAAAGUGAACUAAGUCUGGGGAUUUAGAGCACGGAGGCAAGGAGUAAAGAUGUUUGUAUUUAGGUUUAAUACCACCAUUAAGUGUUUGGAAAACGUUUAGCAGCAGCCGGCCAUAUAGCCCCAGCCAAGUACCAAAUACCAUAGUUUAAACCUCUCGUAAGUGACUAUUUCCUGCAAGUGUCCUCUAGAACCUGGCAUUUUAGGUUGCUUACAGGAAACUUUACAGUAUAUAAAAUAUGCUUAAAGCAGUGUCUUGGAUUGGCGGUUUGUCUGUUAUAUCAUGGCAGUAAGGGUUCCUGUUUAAUAGCUGGCAACAAAGCCGCAAGGUUUGAUGAACUUUAACAACAUUUGAUGUUGAAUUCUUCUAUUCCUGUUUUCAGAAAGCUGAUGAAGGACCUGCUUGGCUGGAACUAGAGAAGCCAGAGUUAAAAUGUAUGUCAGCUGCACAAGUUCAUGCGCACCUGAAAGAAAAGGCCAAGCAGAGGUAGUUGCUUAUUUCUGAUACUGCAUACAUGUAGGACCAUGGAUUUCGUAAUCAUUAGCUACUCUUAAACCUGUGUGGCGAAGUCGUUAACGCUGUACUUUUUGUGAGACGAACAAUUCGAAUUUGGGCCAAUCCAAAAUUGUACCGUUCUCCAGUUGGUUUUGAUUUAAACGUUUAACUUACCUUAAGCUAAAAACCAAUCGGGAAUUAAAGAAUAUUAGAACAUAUAUUGAUAACUUCUGAAUGAUUGACUGUGUUCUGGAUACGAAAGGCAUUCCAGAGUCGAAAUUCCAAGCUACAGUUGUAUUAAAGAGCUUGAAAGCGGUUCAAAACUAAAAUACCCCUUCCCGAUGUUGUUUUAGCUUUUCAUACACUAGUCAUUAACAGUCCCAGUAAUGAAAAUAGUGGAUAAAAUAACGUGUAUACGUAGCUUGGAAAGGGGAUUCUUGAGUUCGUUUUUGUAGGUGACAUUUCCCGUAAGAAAGAAAAGGGUUUUCUGCAUAAAACAUCUCUCUUGGCUUGUGCUGUUUAAAUUGUACUGCUAGCUAGGCUAGAAAAGUUAUUAAUAAGCUCGCUCUGGUUGUUGUGUUUGCUUGUUUUUGUUGUUUAGUGGGGCUUUGAAUUACUUUGAACUGUCUUGAGUUUACUGACCGAUCUCACAGCAUGCAGGAAAUCUUCGUCAUUCACGCCAAUUAAGCCCAAACGUAGAAUUCAUUAUUAAAACAUUUAAAGUUGAUUUGCUAUGAAAGGCCAUUUCUAAACAUAGUGGGAAAAACAAGGCAACCAAGAAAGAUAGAGCUGAAAGCAACGAGCGCUAAAAUUUCGCAUGUUUCGUUUUUAGGUUUCUGGAUGUUGCAGAUCUGAUACCGCAAAUGAAUCCAGGUGGUUCAGGAAGGAUUCUUAAACCGGAGCUUAGAAACGUUCUUAACAAGAUGGGGUUUUAUAUGGAGGACGAUGAAUUUGAAAAACUUUGGCUUAAAUACGACACCGAGAACUAUGGAACGAUCCGGGCUGAGAGACUCAUGAGCAAACUUGGUAUUGCCAUGCGAGACGGCAGCAGCAGAGAUGACGCUAGCUCUCCUAAGAAACUUGAAGUUGAAAGAAAACAGUCGCUUGAUGUAGAAAGAUGGCUAAAGAGGAAAUUUCGCGAAGGAUUUUCGGAUAUGAAACACGCAUUCAUGGAGUUAGAUUUAGACCGGAUUGGUAAAGUUAGUCGAGAUGAAUUCAGGCGCGUUAUGGAAGAGUUUGGGCUGAGAUUGAGCACCGACAAACAACUGGAUGACUUUCUUGCCAGGUAAAUGCUAAUCAAAUUACACACGCGACGGUUGUGUAAAAGCUGGAUAGCGCUAUCCAACGGAUAAAUCAUAAUCCAGCGGACAUGCAUUAAGGAAACCAAUUGCGUUAUCCACUGCAUAGAUAUUUAUCGAGUGGAUAGUGUUAUCCAGCCAUUACACUGCAAAACAGCCGGAUUUUUUCACGAGCCUCACACGCCCUCCGUUUUCAGCCUCGCUGCAGCCCUUUUGUUUGACUGUUCGAGCGUACUUGAAUACGCAAAAAUACGGACAGUUUUUCUAUCUACAACAACUGGGGCCAGAUGGAUGAAACCAAAGAGUUAGUUUCUAAGACUGUGGGAACUGUGGUGUUGCGUCCAUAGGGGAGUGAAAUACAAGGAUUUUGUUUUACCAAGUUUGUUGAUAAGGUAGACUGUUCACCGUAAGGGAUAGAGAAGCUGGCUUUUCCAGCACUAGUCCUUCGUCCGAGCGAAUUCGCCCUGAAUUAAGAAACCUAAUUUCACCUACAAGCAAUGCAUCCAAUUUUUCGUUCCCGGCUUUGUGUUUGCGCAUGUGCCAGCGUUCGUUUUUGCUUGAAGCACAAGAAUCUUAUGAAGGGCAGUUACAAUCAAACCUGUACUAAGCGGCCACCCUUAGGGAAUGGUUUACUGACCGCUUAAUACAAGUUUACCGUUCAAUGCAGUUUUAACAAAUCAAAGAGUUAUUCAAGAAAAUUAAGAGGGUGAAGGACGAAAUAUCUAUCCCGCGAACAAACUGACCUCAACCUGUUUCUACCUCUACUGGUACCAAAAGAAAAAGAAAAAAACCGUACCACUAAACGCCACACACAGUAUAAAAUGCCGCAUUAGUAUGGUUGGUGAAAACAAAUAAAAAACAACUCAUUGGAACCUCGGAAAAGGUGACCGCGACCGCUCAAUAGAAGUGACCGCUUAAUACAGGCCAGUUUUAGAGUAAUAAAGGGAAACUAUUUUCGGGACUUAAGUAAGUGACCGCUUAAUAGAGGGUGACUGCUUAAUGCAGAUCCGCUUAAUACAAGUUUGACUGUAUACGUGAAAGGAUGUUUUCUCGUUUCUCUCUUUAAGUAUGAUUUGAUGUUUUUUCUCACAGGUGCGGCAUUGAAGGAUCCAGCGGCAAGAUUUCUUAUAAAGAGUUUCUCCGUCGAUUUCAGGACCGAAGCGAGCAAGGAAUGCCGCAUAAAAUUUUAGCCAAUCCACUACACAGGUAUUGUUGACUCUGUCCAAUUUUAAGUCUCUUUUAUUGGGGGCGAAGCAAGGGUCUACCAAAAUUUUCAGACCAUCCACUUCUUUCGUUUUAUCGUUUUUAAUCGAAAACUGUAAAAAAUUCCCUUGAAACUGAAACAAUACUUACCUUCCCUGUGGGAAAAGAAAACAGCUUUGUAUAUACUAAUACUUUGUUUCAUUUUCUAAGGUAUCACCAUAGUGAUGCUGGAAGUAACUACUCGACCACUUCAGCGGUCGAGGCCAGAAUAAUGGACUUAUUUCAGAAAGACUUUCUGGCCCUUUUGGGUACAUUUCAGUAAGUAUUGUCUGUUUUUGGUGGUGAAAGGUGGCUUCUUCUUUUGUCAAUCAAAUUUUUACGAUUUAGUGGGAUGGUAAUGAUUUACCCCCGGGAAUUAUCACUCCAGUCGUGGUUGCUUAAACGUUGGAUAACGUUUUGUUUAUUUUCAUUUGGAUACUAGCAGCAGUGCUACUCUUGAAAUCCGAAUGUUGAAAUACAGUUUCUCUCUCUCUAUCUAUCCCCUGGACAUGACUGGAUAAAUCACUCUCCAGCAGAUAUGCAUUGGGGAAACUAUUUGCGUUAUAGAGAAUUAUCCGAUGGAUAGCGUUAUCCGCCUUUCAAACUUUCUACGUUUGCUGCUUUUUUUCAGUCAAGUUUCCUCUUAUUGUCGUUGAAGACCAAUUUGUUCGGAAUCCACAGUCGUGCCAACUCAUAUAGUUCAUUUACUGUUAACCCAAGAAAGAAACAUACAGGGCUUCGAACGAGCUUUUACUGUUGUUUUAGGUAAUCGAGCGAAACGCAAGAGAUGCCCUAGCUUUAUUGAGGCGCCUCGCGGCUCGCCACUUGCGCGCGUCUAGCGCGACUCCAAUAACCCUUGAACUGCACACAGGCUACGAACAACUCAGCCCAGGUUUAGUUUUACUUUAGUUGGCUGCAAAGUUUUAACUCUUUCAUUUUGGCCAAUGAUAAAUUUGGAGCGAUAUAAAUCCAAUAUAAUUAAUUGCCUUUAUUUGCAGCAACAUUGACCGAAAAGAUUCUGGUCUUCUCACGCAACAGCAGUUCCGCGCGGCUGUUGAAGGAAGGUUUGAAUUGAACAUGAGUGAUCAGGAAUUUGACGCGUUUCUGAAGAAAGUUCCUAUUGAUAAUGACGGCAUGGUUAAAUACGUCGAGUUCAUGUCCAAGUUUGACACUUUGUGAGUAUUGGGUAUCCCUGUUGAUAGCUUUUUCUUAACUGCCUGUCCCGUAGCCAAAAAUUUGGGUAGUCUGCCUCUUACCCCUAAGAAACGGCUGGGCUACGGGUCGCCUGUUCCAGGCGUUUAGAUAGUGGGGAGCAAGUUAAAUCGUACGCGGCCAGCGCAAAAAGAAACACGAGAGAAAAAAAAAACGAGCGGCGCCCCAAUUUUUUGCCCGCUCCCCACCAUCCGAACGCCUGGAACAGGCUAGGCUACGGGCUUGAAAGAUGAUGCCAUUAUCACUUUUGGGAGAAAAUAAACGCACUGAGAAUCAUUGUAUUAAGCUUGAAAGUACUAAUUUGGGACACGAUUUUCACGUCUCCUACUGGAGACGGGACUGUCAUUUUACAUGGUUAUCCGGGCCCUGGGAAAGUUUCCUACAGAGGAAUGGUUUUGACCUGGGGAUCGAACCCGCGACCUCCCUCUUUGCCCAAGGGGACCUUCCUAGUAUAAGUUAAUGUGUCGCUGGAUAGGGUAUAUUUAAUAUAGUUUCUAAUAUGGGAUCCCACAUUUUCGAGAUUUUAGUGGUAAGAAAGGAUUUAAAAAUGGGAAGAUUUGCGAUUGAAAAAGUGAUAGGAAUUGACUAAGUUCGGAUUGCAUUUGCCAAAAAGUGACAAAGAUGGGGUCCAUGAUGGGCCACAGAAUAGACUAUUAUGGGGUAGGGCUUCUGAGAGGCCAGCGGCACAUAUCCACCCAAAAAUCGAUUCCUGUCCUCCCCCCGGCCGCUCUGCAGUCAAGCGCUCUACUACUGCGCGUGUCCUAUACGUAACUCAAGGCCAGAAUAUUCGCCUACCUUUACCCGUACAUCUUAAGGUCUCCAAUAUUGAAUUUUUGUUUUGUAUUUAAACAGUGAAACAAAAAGUCUGUUUGACCGAUCAAGCGUCAUGGAUCGUAGGGACACUCUUCCUCCAUUACCGGAGAGAGACAGCCCGCCAAUGUCACCUAGGAAACAACUUCGACCAAUCAAGACCAUGGAUUCGUAUAACAGCCAGGAAGGGCGCAGUGUAGAGGAACUGAAAGUGAUCAUUAAGAAAGUGCUCGAAAAUAAUUAUCAGGCUUUUGAAGAGGUGAGCUAGCUAAUAGAGGCUUUCAGUAUCAGGUUUUUCUAGGAAAAAUGCAAACCGUUAACUGCAGUUUGCAGUUACGCGUUUGCAGUUUCACGUUGUCAGGGUUUCGAUUUCAGCAAAACACUCGAUGUUUAGUUCCGCCAUGUUGUUAUUCGUCAAGUCGCAGUGCUUCCCUUUUAACGCCCUUAAAACAUGAGGAAUUCAUUGUUCCGAGUUCAAAAAUCUAACUGGCGCAUCACAAGCGGGUGUAGAAACCUAUCUCUUGCCUUUAAAGAUGAAGCUAGCCUUACAAUUUUUAGUGACAAGAAACCUUGCCGUAAAUCACUUACUGCUGGAAGCUCCCUCUGCCGUUCAAACGCGUGAAGAACCGUAAACUGCAAACGCGACCGCAAGACCGUGGUCAUGUGGCAUCCUUAGGUUUGCCGUUUAACCAUGAAAAACCGGAUGCUUAUAGUCUCUAAUACGGAUGCAAUUCGCUGAAGCCACUCUCUUGGACAACGGGAAAAACGCGCUUUCUCGAAAGUCCCGUAAUUUUUUUCCGAAGCCGUACUUUAAGAUCCAUUGUAUAGUGCGCGUCCAUGCUCACAAAUUGGUCUAUUUUGUUUAGUUUAUUAAAGGCUUUAUUGUAAACAUUUCAGUGUGUAAGAGGAGUUCAAUCAAUCAAUCAAUCAUUUAUUUUAACACGUUUCGUCAAAGAGCUAAAAAAACUCGUUCAAAAUACGAACGUGUUCAGAGCUACACCCUCUAUUUCUCUUUAGAGAUUGUUGAGCGGGCGCGCGUAUGAAAAUGAAAACCGUGGGUGUUUAUUGGCCGCUAAUACAAGGGGGUUGGGGUGAGGAAAGAAGAAAAUAGUUUCUUCAUUUUUUUUCUCGCGCUCGCUCUCACGCUUUCACUAUGCUCACACGUUCGCCAAAUUCGUCGGAAGAAAAAAACACCAAUUCGUCAAAAAGGUAAAACGUCUGUGAAUAGGCUAUACAGAUGUGCAUUUUAUCAUCCCUUCUAGAAAACUAGAAAGUUGUUUAUGUACUAGAAAUGUAAAAUUGGCUUAAUGCAGUAUGUGGAAAACUUCAAGUAACGCGUGUCUGUUGUUUUCAGGCUUUCAACGAACUUGAUGAACUGAACAGCAAGAGAAUGACAAAAAAUAUGAUGAUUAAACUGCUGAAACAGUAAGGAGUUGGUUUACACCUUGUUACCUUUACAUGUUAUCACGAAGGGCAAGUUAAGAGCAGGAAAAAACGCUACUGUUUGCGUAACUAUAUGCCUCAUUUUAUGGAUGAUUAUAGUGUGACUUAUCAAUAAAAAGCAUCUGAGCGUUUUAAUUUCGCUGUACAAGUUUAUUUUAACUCUUGAACGGUGUGUAGUUUUAUCAUUAGAUCAUUAGGCACCAAAAAAGUGCAAAUCUGUUGACCUUUUUUUCCAUUCAUCGUCUUGAAAAUACCUUUACCUAUUAUAACGUGGCUUUAACUUUUCAUUAUGAAACUAUAGUUGUAUACUUACGAACAAAUUCUGUUAGUUUUGGUAGAUAAAUGUUCGUAUCAGCGAGACAGAAUAAUUUUCAUCAUGCAUAUAGUUCAAAUGAAAAUUGUUCUCUCUCGCUCAUACGAACAUUUAGGCCCGGUUCAGACGCCGCUCCACUCAUGUGCCGAACCUAACUGAUGAAUUAAGUACGGCAAAAGAGCGGCGUCUGAAUCAAUUUGGUACGGCAGCUUCAGUUUGGUGCGGCAAAAGCGUUGAGUUCGACAGAGUCUGUCGAACUUUUGUCGAAGUUAACUUAGGUUCGACACACAGUACGCCGUCUGAAACAGAUGUCGCGCCAGUGUCGAACUUAUUCAGUUGGGUUCGGCACAUGAAAAGUACGGCGUCUGAACCAGGCCUUAGCUUCCAAAACUAACAGAAUUUGUUCGUACGUUCUUAGUAAAGGAUUUGCUAAUGUUUUCUCGUAUUUAUUUUUCUCUGGCAGGUUUGGAGUAACUGUAACGCGUGAUGAAGUGAAGCGACUCUGGGACACUAGAGAGCUUAUUACAGAUCAGAGGGGUUGCCUUGAAUACCGGGAGUUCGUACGCACAUUCGGCUAUUCACUACGAUCUGCAGGUAUUUAUCUUUUUAUACAGGGUUUACUUCUCUGUUAUAAAAUUAAAACAUGAUCCAUUUUCCGACUGAGAAUAAGAAUUCAAAUAAGACAUAUUUGUCACAUCUCUCAAGGGGUUUAGGAUGUAUAAGUUUCUUUUAUGUCGAGUAAUCGUGUUCACGAGAGAGAGGGGAAGUCAACGCCCCCAUCAAAGCCAUUGUUUAGCCCGUUUUACGUUCAGAUUCUGAGUGUUUAAAACUGUGGUUGGCUAGAAUUAAUUAUGUUUUAAUCACUAACAUAGGGCCUUGUUUGAAUUGGUAGAAAUCGUUAUCAGGCUAGUGUCAAUAUCUUUCGUCCUUUGAAAAAGUCUCGUCCUUCUUGUGUGCCCUUCGCGUUCUCGGACGGUUGACUUCCUUUUCAAACGCGUGCCUCGCAGGGCACGCCAUGACUGGCGCGCUGUGGCUAGCGACGCAGGUCACGUGGUUUGGUAUCUCCACAAAGCACGCUCCUGACUGCGCCGCAGUUCUUGGAACAUUUUAUAACAAAUAAUGACAUAAUUGUGUGUUACUGUACUAAUUAAUACAGCCAUUUCAUGAAAUUCAUAAUUUAUUGCUCUUCUUCAGCUUUCCCAAAUGCUAAAGUUUCUCCACCCAAGAGAGGUGACAAUGAUUUCAUGAUGCGCUCGAACAAGCUGAACAGUGAUAAGCAUCUGUUACACCACCUGCUUAAAUCAAACAUCGACAAACACUGGGAGACACUCUGGAGUGAAUUCACCUCAAUUGACCGUCAGGGAACUGGAUGCGUUUCUAGGAAUGAUUUUAAGGUAAGGUGAUGUUUUAUGGUUUCAUGUUAAGUUUCAUAUCCACGGAGGAUAUAUAGGUCUUUUCUCGAGUCGCUCCAAACCUAUUUUUCAAAACGAGGCUUUGGGCAAAGUCUUUGAAAUGAAAAUAAUUUUCAGUUGUCAUGCAGACGAAACUCGAAUUUGCAGCUGGCCUCGUUUUGAAAUUUGGGGUUUUGGAGACUCGGAAGUGGCCUAUUGGUUGAGUCCUGGACUUGGAAGAGGUAGACCCGGAUUCGACACCCGGCUGAACCUACACAAAGGCGCCACUUAAAAAAACUGAGGAGAAAGUGCUAUUUUUGUUCUUACAUCUACAAGUGGUUAUUUAAGAUAUUCUAGUUUUUUCGGAUAAGGACAAAAAGCCAUAGGCCCCGUAUCACAGCGCUUUCGCUGAUCUAUUGUAGCUGUUGUGGGCCGUAAAACAUCCUACAGGGCUCUCCGUAAAGAGUAGGGAACAUACGCAAGAGUAGUGCGACAGCACUCCUAGUAUCUUACAAACUGAAUUAAGAGUACAUCGUAAAAGCAUGAAUGAUUACUGAGCAACGGUAUGCAUUAUACAGAGUACUUUCAAAUAGGCGUCAAAGCUACGUCAUGGUAUCGGCAGAAUCUAUUCUAAAUAUUUGAAGUUUGUCGUUUAUUAUCCAUGUCAAUCUCUUCCAAACUAAAACAUCUUUAAUCCUCUGUAUUAAUCCUUUCACCUUUUUGAUGUAUUUCUCCCCUACAAAAUAAUUUUGAGCUUUCUUUUGGCAGUUGUCAUUAUAUACGUUGCAAGGUAAUGAUUAACAUUAACGUCACAGUUUAGCUCUUUGAUAGCAUCGUCCAACGUUGAAAAUAACAAUUAACAAAAGUCUUUCCGCCAGCUGCAACCUCCCCAAUAAAAGACUGCAGACCACCCUGGCCAAUGGUGUUGCACUACAUAAAGAGAGGACUUAUGAAAGAGAAACGGGGAAAGGACGAUUGCAGAUGAACAGGCUCAUCUCUCACAAACCCACUUACAUCAUGUCCAUACUAAUGUCGUUGAGAAUCGAAUUUUGUCUUUCUUUCUUGCACACCUAUAGUUUAUUUGAUAAUGCACCUUACUUGCGGCAUAAAAAUCUUAUAUGGUUCUCUUUCACAGAAUAUUUUGCAAGGUUUAUGCAUGGAGUUAACAGAUUACGAGACUCAAGUAUUAUGUGACAAAUUUGACCCUGGAAAAGAGGGAAGGUGAGUUAUGAAAUAAGUGCAAAUUUUGAGAAACUCGUUUACUAUGUAGCCUUACAAAUGACUGAUGAUUCCAAAUGUCUUCCACAGAGUAAACUAUAUAAAGUUUUUAGAACCAUUCUCCAAACAUCGAAGAGGUUUUCGACAUGGACACAAUAUGCAAGCUGUUAUGAAGCAUCCUCAGGCUGAACUGGUAAUGAACAAGUACUGUGUUACAGCUCAAAUUAAAGUAUUGGUGACCCAAGGAAAAUAGUGCUUAGAAAAAGUAAACAGAUCGACUUUAUUUUCCAAAAGUAGAAAACCCUGAAAAUUUACUUGUGUGUAAAAUCCUACUCGUUACUUUUCUCGAUGAAAAUAUAGUUUUACUUCUUUUUCGGUUUAGAAGUGUUGCUAUGAAAACGACAUAGUUUUAUAUUUAAAAUAAGUGUCAAAAUCAACAAACAGUAAAUUAUUCCUUCAGUUCCUUGGAUAUUAUAGUUAUUGAGUGGGUCAGGUUUUACGUGUUUCAUUUGUCAAUUAAUUUUCAAUCAAGCUGGUCCUUUGAUCCGUUUCUGUUGGUCAGUAAAGACCUUAAAGUUAACGUCCUUGUUGGUCAUCGCUCAUGCAGAAGUUUAGCUAGCGGCCCUGUUCAAAUGUCGAACUUUUCAUGUGCCGAACGUAAUCCUUCAGUUAAGUACGUGGAAAGGUCUCCGUUUGAAUCAAUUUAGUCUGACAUGUCUAAUUUAAGUCGACCCAUGAAUUAACUUUUAGUGGCGCACAUGAGAAUUUCGACUACGGAGCAUUGUACAUAGUGAAAAUGAAAUUGAAUCCGACGUUUGAACUGGGCCCAAGUCUCGAUCAUACGUUUUAGUUUUUAGGUGAUGCAAACGUUUCGGGUCAGGAAUUCUUUGAUUUGUUUACAGUGAUGUCGUAAAAGCAAAUUAAUUUGUUUUAAGGUGUGCAGAUUCAAAGCAGUCUACUGCAUGUCUCUAUUGAAGCUUUAAUAACGUAUAUCAACAUGGUAUCAAUAAUUGUUUGUUUCUUGGAUAGCCUAUGGAUGAUGUUGUUCAAAAACCCAACAAAGGAUUGUCAACAGUUACAGCAAAACUAAGGGAAAAGGUACUAGUCACAUGUUUACGUGGUGAAUUUGCGCUAUGAAGCUCCCUUUUUUAUAAUACCGCGAAACAAUUUGUACCUCGUGACUAAGUUUUCCCUACAUUUAUAGUCAGCUGAUUAUUAUUUCUACACAAACAUAAAUAGUUUCGUGUUAGUUUUAUCCAUUAUUUUUUCUAAUUUGAGAAAUGUUCAAGCUGAAUAUGCCGUUAACGUGAUUCUAAAUCUCCCUUAUUAGUAGUUUGUCAACACGAGCAGGAGUGUUUCGUGAGGUAUCCAAACACCGGGAAGUGUCACUUUUCCGUGUCUACAUAUCAGAUGAAUAUAGCACGGGGUUAUAAAAAACAGGGCGCAGCCAAGUUGCGGUGUGUGAUAUGGCUUCUCAAAUGUUCAGCAGUUCUUGAAGAAGUCUAAAAAAACUCAAAUUCGUUAAAAUUGUUCCACUCGUCUGCCACAGUAUAUUGAAAAUUCUUGUUGAUUGUGACAAUAAUAGCUUACAUACCUUUCCAGUAGUAGUUCUAACUACAACUUUCUUAAAGGAAUAAACCUUUCUACAUGCCUACAGUCUGUAUCCUUUCACAGCCGUUUAGAAAGUCAAGAGAAAGCGAAAAAUUAAAUGAGGACAAAAACGCGAGGGAAGACUGGGGCUCCCCUAUUUUUGCUCCAGUCUUCCUUCGUUUUUUCCCUGCGUUCUAUUUUUCGCCCGCAUUCCACAAUCUGAACGCCUGGAACAAAGUAGUCUUUUUUAAGAAGUCCGUAGAAAUGGCAAAACAGCUUUGUUGUUCGAUCUUCUGUCUUUUAACGUUUUUCUUUUUCGCCUUAUUUCUUUCAGUUGUCUGGAAAGUGGAUUAAUCUCAUGCGUGCUUUUAAAAAGUUGGACAAAGAUAACAGUGAUUUUCUAACCCUCAAAGAAUUCCGUCAUGUGUUAGAGUUGUGUAAUGUGGUGUUGGACGAAGAGGAUAUUUAUCACAUUUUAACGGAAUUUGACGAAAACAAAGAAAAGAAAAUCAGAUACACAAAAUUUUUGGACAAGAUAAAAUAAUUUAUAACCUGUACUACGAAAGCGUGUGUGACCACUGAAGAAUCAUUGAAGUCUAGAAAGGCCAUGAACAUUGGAUCGAAGUAAUGCUUUUGAAGGCCUGAAUCCUUGAUCAAGUGCUCUUACGUUCCCCAUAUGAGGGUUUCUUAAAAGCGUCCAAAAUUGUUGUUAAUACUAAAAACAGAAGCCGCUGUCAUCCCAAGCUGUGGAAACCCUAAAAUAGAAGCUCCGCCACUCUGUUUAGCCAUAGUUAAUUGAGUGGAAUGGUUAUGAAACCCGUCAGACUCCUUUGUUAUAUGUUUUUGUGGACCUGAAAGUGCACAACGUUCAAAAGAAUUCCUAUCAUUUUGAUUGUAUUGACCAAUAAAAACGUUGCAUUAAUUUAUUCCGUAACAAUUUGCCAACAGAAAACAAAGGAUUGUGCACUUUCAGGGUGCUUCCAACAUAAACUGAAGCACUGUUGUUUUUAUCAUUGAUGUUUGCCGCUUUUCAUAACCAGUCUCCUCUAAUAACUAUGGUUUAGCUUAAGGCUGGCCUCCAUGGCUCAGAAGGACGUCGGACGUCUUUUGAGAUUUACACUGUGUAUGAGCGAUCAAUUGGUAGCUUUUAAUUGUUGCAACUCGUACAAGUGCGUCAAAAAUUAAUAACAGCUCUCGGCAGAUACAAUCUUGGACAGAAUAAAAUGGGAAAGCAAUUCCCUCUUCCACUUAAAAUACGAUAAGGCCGCACGAAGACCAAAAUGCACCAUUUUCCGGUCCUUGUCUUGAGUUGGGGUAGGGAGGAAGGGGGGCUUAAUUUCCGUCUAUUUUGUCUGAGAUCGUAGCCUUUACUGCUGGAGAAGUGAUAGACGUAGGUCCAGUUUGAAUUGAAUUUCGAUUACCGCUGCACUUCCUGCGAUCCAGUCCUUACAUUUAAAUGCCUGAAAUAUGUUGUACUUGAAUUAAUCUGAAUGGAAGAGAGCGGCCUUCCUCUCGGCUAUACAAUCUAUGGUUUCGUAGAGUAUCGAGAAAUUGAUUUUGAAAGUACAUCGUUCAUCAGCUAACAGAAGCCUUAUGUAACGAGAAACAAAACAGUUGACUCCUCAAGUCGAUAAUAUGGUUCAUGUUGGAUAAACGAAAUAAGUGGUACAGUCGACGACUUGCGACUAAAGUCCAGUUCUUAAAAAUCAGAAAAUUUUAUGUUUGAGAGCGUAUUGUAAUUUU
Molecule: messenger RNA, 18120 nt
Organism: Porites evermanni
Lineage: Eukaryota; Metazoa; Cnidaria; Anthozoa; Scleractinia; Poritidae
Source: the annotation of a GenBank genome assembly